AAACAUUUUGUAUUAUAAAAAAACUUUCUCUAAUACUAAUGGCUACUACCAAACUAGUCAUGAAGCUCGUCUACAUUCUCCUCAUCCUAUUCACCUUCUCCGUAUCUUCAGCGAUCGCAACGGCCCCGGAAAAUUGUGACAGCGGCUCGGAGAAUCCGUGCAUCAACAAAGCUAAGGCCUUACCACUCAAAAUCGUAGCCAUUGUAGCCAUCCUUACGACAAGCUUGAUAGGUGUAACCUCUCCUCUUUUCAGCCGUUACAUUUCGUUCCUCCGUCCCGAUGGCAAUGGUUUCAUGAUCGUAAAAUGUUUUUCUUCUGGAAUCAUCCUUGGAACUGGUUUCAUGCACGUCUUGCCUGACUCUUUCGAGAUGUUGUCAUCGAAAUGUCUUAGCGAUGAUCCGUGGCAUAAGUUCCCUUUUGCGGGUUUUGUUGCUAUGCUGUCCGGUCUAGUCACUCUAGCCAUUGACUCCAUUACCACAAGCCUUUAUACCGGUAAGAAAGGGGUGGGACCAGUACCUAACGAGUAUGAAGAGUAUGGCAUUGACCAAGAGAAGGCGAUUCACAUUGUAGGCCAUAAUCACAGUCAUGGUCAUGGUGUAGUGCUAGCAAGUAAGGAUGAUGGACAGCUUUUGCGCUACCGAGUCAUUGCCAUGGUAUUGGAGCUUGGCAUUUUAUUUCAUUCCGUGGUCAUUGGACUAUCUCUAGGAGCAACUAAUGAUGCAUGUACCAUUAAAGGACUUAUCAUAGCUCUGUGCUUCCAUCACUUGUUCGAAGGCAUAGGUCUUGGUGGCUGCAUCCUCCAGGCAGAUUUUACAAAUGUGAAGAAGUUCUUGAUGGCAUUCUUUUUCGCUGGAACAACGCCUUGUGGUAUCUUUCUUGGAAUCGCAUUGUCGAGUAUCUAUAGAGAUAACAGUCCAACCGCGUUGAUAACGAUUGGACUGUUAAAUGCUUGCUCGGCCGGAAUGCUCAUCUACAUGGCCCUCGUCGACCUUCUAGCUACCGAGUUCAUGGGAUCAAUGCUCCAAGGUAGCAUCAAACUUCAGAUCAAGUGCUUCAUGGCGGCUUUGUUCGGCUGCGCCGUUAUGUCGGUCGUCGCCGUGUGGGCUUAAACACUCUUUCAACAUAAUUAAUUAAUUAUGUGAUUUAUUAUUCAAGGCGACAAAUACUUUCGCCUUUGUACAUUUGAGAGUAUUUUUAAAGUUUGAUUCAUUUAUUAGUUUGUAUAGUGAGAUAUUCACAUGGCAAUAUGGCAUUGUAAGCGUUUGAAAGAAAUUAUUUUAUGACAU
Molecule: messenger RNA, 1286 nt
Organism: Arabidopsis arenosa
Lineage: Eukaryota; Viridiplantae; Streptophyta; Magnoliopsida; Brassicales; Brassicaceae
Source: the annotation of a GenBank genome assembly